AUGCAGCACAAUCAUUCACCCACCUGUCUGUCUCUCUCUGUGUUUGUGAACGUUCAGGUGCAGAAGCAGGUCCACCCAAACCUCCUGGCGAAGGAGGAUGCCCUGCAGCACAUCGAGGAGCUGAUCCUGCAGCUGCUGAACAUGCUGUGCGUGGCUCAGCCUCGCUCCGUGCAGGACGUGGAGGAACGGGUCCAGAAAACUUUCCCCCACCCGAUAGAUAAGUGGGCGAUCGCAGACGCUCAGUCAGCCAUCGAGAAACGCAAGAGGAGAAACCCCUUACUGCUCCCCGUGGACAAGAUUCACCCUCUGCUGAAGGAGGUUCUGGGCUACAAAGUGGACUACCAUGUGUCUCUGUACAUCGUGGCCGUGCUCGAGUACAUAUCAGCAGACAUCCUGAAACUGGCAGGGAACUACGUCGGCAACAUUCGGCACUAUGAAAUCAGCCAGCAGGACAUCAAGGUGUCCAUGUGUGCCGACAAGGUGCUCAUGGACAUGUUCGACCAGGAGGAGGACAUCGGUUUGAUGUCUCAGUGCACGGAGGAGCCGUCGUCCUCCGGAGAGCUCACGUACGACGACCUGGUGAGGCUUGAGAUCGCGGAGGAGCGUCAGUACCUGCGAGAGCUCGACCUCAUCAUCAAAGUGUUCCGCAAUCACUUCCUGUCCAACACGAAAAUCUUCACGCCGCAGGACGUGGAGGUGAUCUUCAGUAACAUCCUGGACAUCCACGAGCUGACGGUGAAGCUGCUCGGACUGAUCGAGGAUGCUGUGGAGAUGACGGCCGACGGCAGCCCUCAUCCUCUGGUGGGCAGCUGCUUUGAAGACCUGGCAGAGGAGCAGGCGUUUGACCCCUACGAGACGCUGUCCCAGGACAUCCUCAGUAAGGACUUCCACGAGCACUUCAACAACCUGAUGGCACGGCCGACCGUCGGGCUCUACUUCCAGUCAGUCGCAGAGGGAUUCAAAGAAGCAGUCCAGUACGUCCUCCCUCAGCUGAUGAUGGUCCCAGUUUACCACUGUAUGCACUACUUUGAGCUUCUACAGCAACUUCAGGAGCGCAGUGAAGACCAGGACGACCGAGAAUGUCUGAAACAGGCGAUCACAGCGCUGCUAAACCUUCAAUGUAGCGUGGAACGCAUCUAUGCCAAGCACCUGCCUCGCCGUAAACCCGGUGAGCCCAUGUACCGCCUCUACAGCAGGCAGGUUCGUAGCAAACAACUCGCCAUCAAACGCAUGAACGAGAUCCAGAAGAGCAUCGACGGCUGGGAGGGCAAAGACAUCGGCCAGUGCUGCAGCGAGUUCAUCCUGGAGGGGCCGCUCAUACGAGCCGGCGCCAAACACGAGCGGCACAACUUCCUGUUUGACGGCCUCAUGAUCAGCUGCAAGGCCAAUCAGAGCUCCCGGCUCCCGGGGUCGGGCAGCGGCGCGGAGUACCGCCUGAAGGAGAAGUUCGUCCUGAGGAAGAUCCGCAUCGUGGACCGCGAGGACUCGUCGGAGCUGCGGCACGCCUUUGAACUCAUAGGAAAAGACGAGAACUGCGUGGUUUUCUGCGCACGGACAGCGGAGGAGAAGGCGGCGUGGAUGGCGGGGCUGGUGACUCUGCAGUACCGCUCCACUCUGGAUCGUAUGUUGGACACGGUGCUGCAACACGAGGAGCAGGCGCACCCUCUAAGACUGCCCUCCCCGGAGGUUUACCGCUUUGCCGUUCAGGACUCUGAGGAGAAUAUCGUGUUUGAGGACAAGAUGCAGAGCAAGACCGGAAUCCCGCUCAUCAAGGCCGGGACCGUGGUCAAACUCAUAGAGAGACUCACAUACCACAUGUAUGCAGAUCCUAACUUUGUGCGAACAUUUCUCACCACAUACCGAUCGUUCUGCAAACCACAGGAGCUCCUCACGCUGCUCGUAGACAGGAUUGAGAUCCCGGAGCCAGAACCGACCGAGGAGGACCGACAGGCUCUCUGGAACGGAGACCAGCCAAUGGCGGCCGAGCUCCAGAGGUUCAGGAAGGAGUACGUGCAGCCAGUCCAGCUCAGAGUUCUCAACGUUUUCCGUCAGUGGGUCGAACAUCAUUUCUACGACUUUGAGAACGAUCCAGAGCUGAGGAGUCGGUUAGAGGAGUACAUCACCAGCAAGAUCCAACUGAGAGGUAAAUCCAUGAGGAAGUGGGUGGAGUCCAUCAACAAGAUCAUCAGGAGGAAGCUGCAGACGCAGUCCAACGGGAUCAGUCACAACAUCACCUUCGAGAGCCCGCCUCCUCCCAUCGAGUGGCACAUCUGCAGACAGGUGGAAUCCUUCGACCUCAUGACCCUCCAUCCCAUCGAGAUCGCUCGCCAGCUCACUCUGCUGGAGUCCGAGCUCUACAGAGCUGUGAGGCCUUCUGAGCUCGUCGGCAGCGUCUGGACCAAAGAGGACAAAGAGAAGAACUCGCCUAACCUCCUCCGCAUGAUCCGCCACACCACCAACCUCACGCUGUGGUUCGAAAAGUGUAUUGUGGAGACGAUGAACCUGGAGGAGAGGGUGGCGGUGCUUUCGAGGGUCAUCGAGAUUCUGCAGGUUUUUCAGGAGCUCAACAACUUCAACGGCGUGCUGGAGGUGGUCAGCGCCAUCAACUCUGUCCCGGUCUACCGGCUGGACCACACCUUUGAGGCAAUACCAGAGAGGAAGAAGAGAAUCCUGGAAGAAGCCGUGGACCUGAGCCAGGACCACUUUAAGAAAUACCUGGCCAGACUCAAGUCAAUAAACCCGCCCUGUGUGCCUUUCUUUGGUAUCUAUUUAACCAACAUCCUGAAGACGGAGGAAGGUAACCCAGACUUCCUCAAACGCCACGGUAAGGAGCUGAUCAACUUCAGCAAGAGGAGGAAAGUGGCCGAGAUCACCGGGGAGAUCCAGCAGUAUCAGAACCAGCCGUACUGUCUGAAGGUGGAGCACGAGAUCAGGGGGUUUUUCGAGAACCUGAAUCCGAUGUGCAACAGAAGCGAGAAGGAGUUUGCAGACUACCUGUUCGAUAUGUCUCUCGAAAUCGAGCCACGGAACUGCAAGCAGCCCCCCAGAUUUCCCAGGAAGACCCAGUACACUCUGAAGUCCCCGGGGAUCCGGCCUGUACGAACGUCUACCUCUGGUACCCUGAAGAACCACCCCGUCCCCCUGGAGAGAGAGCCUCCGCAUAAAAUCACCUUCCGAAGCAUCGCCGAGACCGAGCCGGAGACGCCGGCGUCCGCUUCGGUGCCCACAUCCCCGAACACGCCGACCCCCCCUCAGUCCGCCUCCUCGGACCUCAGCUCAGUGUUCAUGGAGCCCGACCUCAGCAGCUCGUACGGCGGUAGCAACUCCAUAUUCGCUCCAGUUCUUCUUCCACCUUCAAAGUUCCAGUCCGUGUCGUGCGGCAGCCUCCAUCAGCUCGGGGAGGAGCUGCUGAAGCCGCCUCCUCUGCCGCCACGAAGGAAAGACGCCAUGUCUGAAGCCAAACUGAGCUCCAGGUCCGACAGCCCCCCGGCCAUCCCUCCCCGGCUGCCCCCUCCUCUACCCAGGAUCCAGCCUCGACCGCUGGUCUACAACGGCCCCCCCAUGGACGGCCCCCUGCCCAGCCCUCCACCCCCUCCGCCCCGCGACCCCCUCCCCGACACGCCUCCCCCCGUGCCCCAGCGGCCCCCGGAGAUCUUCAUCAACUACCCGCUCAACCUGCAGCCCUCCCCGGUGGGCCGCUACCACUGGGACUUCAGCAGCUCCCCGAGCUCCCCCAACACCCCGCCCAGCACGCCGUCGCCCCGCGUCCCCCGGCGGACCUGCCCGCUCAGCGCCAGCCAGAACAGCCUCUGCCCUCUCCCCGUCCCCAUCACCGCCCCGCCUGUCCCCCCACGCCACAACUCCAGCCCACAGCUUCCCAAACUCCCACCAAAGACAUACAAAAGGGAGCUGCUGCAGCCGCCGCUACAAGGCCUCUCAUUGGUGGAGAACGCCGACAGCAGCCAGUGAGUCUGCGUCACUUUUUUUAACACCUUGAACUGUCUUCUGCAAACUACGACACAGUGGACUACUCAGCUACUGAUCAGAAAUAACGAAACCUACCGCUCCACACGCCCCACCUGCUGCCCGCCCCUCCGCAUCGACCAAUCACCUCCCUCCGCUGUGCCUCUCAGGGGAUCAGUAGCUCCGCCUUCAUCUGAAACCCUCUGUGCCAAUGAGAAACCCACACCAGUGUGCCAGCUAAUAAACAACAACAAGGAUCUGUUUGUGUCUGUGUGUCGAGUGCAGAGCGGGACUGUCUGAUGAAAGUUCUCACCCCUCACACUCGUUACUCCCCCACCCUGACUCCGCCCCCCUUUUAUUACGAAGGGGAGGAAGUGGGCGGGGCUUAGGAAUUUGUAGCCUCAACUGUCAUGCUUUAGUUUCUUUGGGCAUUGACGUCCCGUGGAGUCCUGCUGCAGCUCACAGACCUUCACCACCUCCUCUCUCUCUCUUGUAGCUCCGUCAGCGUGUGUGAGCAGCAGACUUUAUUUUCCUACAAACAGUUGCCAAAGUCUUAUUUUAUGCAGGGGGAUAAGGGAUUUUCUUUUUUUAAACAAAUGUGACGUUGAAAGAAACGCGUCAAAGGAAGACACUGAAUCCCCCACACCUCUCUGAACACUGUGACUGUAACGACGGGAGUCAAACUUGUCUGACUGUUGUCGUGUCUGAAGACGGGGCCGCUCUCUCUGCAGCCACUAAAAAUGUUGCCUUUUAAAAACAAAAAAAUCCAACAGCGGUGACCUCUGACCCCCCCUGCCUCCAGUCCUCUCUGAGACGAGACGGUCGAGAGGCGAGAACACUCCAUUUGCACAUCGAGUUUUUUGGGCAGGAGACGUCCCUCUCUGCGGCGUCCGAGGAAACCGCCACGAUUUCAAAAACAGCACCGAUCGAGGAGACGAGAAAAAGUCGUCUUCACAAAUGUCUUAACCCGAUCCGUGCAACGCUGUCUUGACACUGUGCUCUUUUUGUUUUUUUUUCAAACUCACGACCAACUCUUCUUCUUCUUUGGUAUUCACACUCAGCACUAGAAAGCCUGCAGUCUCCCCCACCACCACCACCACCACAGCUGGGACAGCUCCCCCUAGUGGCUGCCCUUGAAAUACCUUAAAAACACACCCAUGAAAAAGAGGAACUUUUAACCCUUCUUCUUCUUCUUUCUCUUGAAUUUCUUUUUCUCUCCUGCUUGAAAACAUUUAGUUUCUCUUUGGAAAGACUGAAAUAACCCCUGCAUCACGCUCAGAUGUGCCUUUUAUUUUGUUUUCUACUUUACAGAAAUAAGCAAAAUGGUGUCUAAAAUGCUAAAAAAUAAAGUUGCCUAUGUAAUGUUAGAACAAAGCUAUACACUAUGAAAUUGUACAUGUUUGUGGAUACUGUGUAUAUAUAACAUGUAUACACUAACUAAAUAAUUUGUAUAAAGUGACAAGGUUUUUUUCCCCUGUUGUAUUGUACUCUCAUCCGCAUCUGUUCAGUUGAAUAUUGCCUAAUAAUCCAAUGCUGCUACAGUCGGAUAAAAAAAUGUUAAAAACAGAAACAAACAGGUCACCGUCACUAACGUACUUACAGACAAUCUCCAGUGAACUCUGGGAGUAUUAACUGAGGAAGCCAUUUUUCUCCCCCCCCCACCCCCCCGGCCCCGCCGCUGUUUAAAGCAAUGAAAGAAAAACACACAGUUCAAUAUGCCAAGCACUUACUGAGACGUGUGCUUCACUUUGUACAUCCUACUAAUGGCCUUUUCCAAGAUUUUUUAAAGCUACCCGUCAUGAAACAGAGGGGGAAUGGUGUUAAAGUCACAGGCGGAUAUUAUCCUGGAUUCAGUUGCGAGUAUUUGAGCUUCGUGAAGAAUUGGAUGUUUUUUUUUGUUUUUCUCUGAUACACACUUUGUGCACUUUAGGCUGUACUGUUGAAGAGCCGCGGUUGUUAUAGGUCAUGUUUGUAAAAAAAAAGAAAAGAAAUGCAAUGGUCCUAUGCAACUGUUCCAACUCUCUUUCUAUGAGGAGAGACGCAUGAGUCCGCCGCCGCCGCCAACGCCGCAGCCACCGCCACCACCGCCGCCGCCGCCUCACUUUAACCCCCGUGAUGUUUGUAGAAGUCAGAAACACCCGAGGACGACUGAGCAACACGAGCGAGCUGGCUUCCCGCUACAUUUGUAAAACAUAGCCCUUCCUCCUCCUCCUCCUCCUCUUCCUCACAUUCGUCACCAAACUAGAGAUGGAGGAUUUUUAUGAACACAUGAAGUCAAACACACUUCAUUCUUUGCUCCCCCGUUCUCCCGAGUCAGUAUUGGGAACGUUUGUUUUGUUGUUAUUCUUUCACCCCAGCCUGGACAGAAUAACAGAUUUGGUUUUUCCUCUGGUGGCACUGUAACAGCUUGAUCCAGCAGUCGGUUUAUUUGAUGGUAUGUGGCCUUUUAACUGCUUUGUAUUAAUGGUCUUGAUGAGAUUAAUAAAUCACCCAGUCUUAUUUUGUACUGAA
This is a messenger RNA of Notolabrus celidotus (New Zealand spotty), 6474 nucleotides long. It is a transcript of the gene sos2, whose product is annotated as son of sevenless homolog 2 (Drosophila). NCBI's taxonomy places the organism in Eukaryota, Metazoa, Chordata, Actinopteri, Labriformes, Labridae. Gene Ontology annotation, cellular component: plasma membrane. Gene Ontology annotation, molecular function: protein heterodimerization activity; guanyl-nucleotide exchange factor activity. The transcript has 22 exons. The record is from RefSeq and is a predicted model, not a curated record. Bases 1 to 3969 code for a protein of 1322 amino acids. Gene Ontology annotation, biological process: Ras protein signal transduction; positive regulation of GTPase activity.